AUGGCACGUAAUAACCGCCGCAAUGUGCUUCCCAACACCUAUGUGCCUGUUUUAUCGAAGAAAGCACUCACAACAGUUCUUAUGAGACUGCCAAAACGUUCCCUUUUGGAGUUGGUCCAGCGAUGGCCGCAACUUGCGAAUACUCAGCCAAACAUAGAUGGAGCUAAACCUCGAGAAAUUCGUCGAAUUGGUAAGGAAAUAUUGGAGACUGUGCGCCAGUGGCGUGCUUCGUCCGCUGGAGUAUCCAAGAGAACAAUAGUGGACACUAUAGUUCAUGAAUGGUGGAGUGGAGGACUCAAUUUGCUCCAGUUGUCGCAGAUAGAUUGCCAGCUUAUUGUAGAUCGGCCCAAUGCAUACUCAUGGGUUUAUUCUACCGUGAGAGAUUUCAAGGGUGCAGAGGUCGCGGUGUCUUUGGACCCGGCAAAGUUCUUGGAUCGCCUUUCUAUGGAUCUUAGCACGUUGUACCUCUCCUACAUUUAUAUCUGUCGUCAUCCUCAACUUCCACUCGUACUCAUCCGCAUCCAGGUUUUCGACAUCCAACCAAUGAGUACAGUCAAGCGUUCUAAUCGACCCCACAUAUCUUCGAAUAGGCCGUUUCUUGCUGCAAUCCCCAUGAAUUCAAGCCACAUUAUUCACAGCCCCGGUGAUGAUGUGGUAUCGAGCAUUGUCCAUCAGGCCAUCGAACGAAGCCUCCCACAGUCGCGUGGUAGACCACUUACAUUGGAGGCUGCUACAAAUCAAGCUCCCGUUCGAUCGCUCGAAUCCAUGCAUAUUUUGCAUGGAAGUUCGAGGUUCGCAAAGAGCAUGGGAGCUUGGGCUCCAUAUGCCGAUAAUAGCGUCGAUAUUUCUCCACUUGGAGACACCAUAAACCAUGCGCUAGCGUCGGAAAAUGUAAGGGUGCCACCAGUGGUUUCACCUUUGCAAGAAUUAAAGACAAUUGCAAACCUACGAUUCAAAGGAACAAAGGACGGUAAAUACAAAUCUGAGAAAUUGUAUGACGAUGACGAGGGCUCGAAGCCUAAAAGAUGGCAUGGUGAUCACGAAGACGAAGCAGAAGAGAAUUUAACUACCAGUGAAUUCACAUCCAUCGCUCCCAUACAGCAUGUUUCUUUUUUACUAAAAGAACCCGUCGAGAAGUUGGGAGACGAAGCGGCCAUUAAAAUAACAUUAGCAGGUUCUGAUGUCUACGCUGGACUCCAUGAAUUAUCGGUUUCUACGACUGAUGAGAGUGAAAUGGUUCUCGAUCCCAGAUCUAUUCCUAAUUGGCUAACAGGUUCCUAG
Molecule: messenger RNA, 1281 nt
Organism: Meyerozyma guilliermondii ATCC 6260
Lineage: Eukaryota; Fungi; Ascomycota; Pichiomycetes; Serinales; Debaryomycetaceae
Gene: CHL4
Product: Chl4p
Exons: 1
Coding region: 1-1281 (426 amino acids)
Biological process (GO): CENP-A containing chromatin assembly; chromosome segregation
Source: RefSeq, a predicted model, not a curated record